Ogataea parapolymorpha DL-1 is the source of this 1749-nucleotide messenger RNA. Its product is annotated as putative transporter. Gene Ontology annotation, molecular function: antiporter activity; xenobiotic transmembrane transporter activity. Gene Ontology annotation, cellular component: membrane. The transcript has a single exon. NCBI's taxonomy places the organism in Eukaryota, Fungi, Ascomycota, Pichiomycetes, Pichiales, Pichiaceae. The coding region runs from base 1 to 1749 and encodes 582 amino acids. Gene Ontology annotation, biological process: xenobiotic detoxification by transmembrane export across the plasma membrane. The record is from RefSeq and is a predicted model, not a curated record.
AUGAGUUUCCACGAGGUGCUCGACAACGUGACACCUUCAAACUUCCCAAAUGGUGGGACACGCAGAGGAUCAAUAACUCAAAUGGGAAGCCCAGUGCUGUGGAGGAAACGUAGCGAUUCGUUAUCUUCCUCUAGCGAACACGAGUCUACGUCAUUUUUAAAUUCAGAUACCACUCGCGAUUAUGGGUCAGUCACUCAAGAUUCGUACAUUCAAAGUAGAAGAGCAUCUUUGCUUUCUUCAAAGCUAAAUGCCCACGGUUUCACUCCAAUAAAAGCUGAUGAUGAUGGCACACUGCGUGAGGUCGAAACUACAAUCAAAACCGAAACCGAGCUUCUGAUCAAAACUUCGAUUCCCUUGAUUGCAACAUUUCUUUUACAAUACUCAUUGACAGUUGCAUCUGUUUUCAGCGCUGGAAGUCUUGGUUCUCAAGAGCUGGCUGCCGUUUCGCUAUCCAACCUGUUGGCCAAUAUCUCAUCUUACGGUAUUAUUCAAGGAAUUGCCUCAUCCUUAUCUACACUGUGUCCUCAAGCUUUUGGAAGGAAGGACUAUGAGGCUGUUGGCUUGAACGCGCUGCGCUGCUAUCUGAUGCUAUGGGUGAUGUUUGUUCCCAUCUUUAUUUUCUGGUACUGGGGUUCUUACCCUUUACUACGCGCUAUAGUUCCUGACGACGAGCUGUGUAAGCUGGCAACGCAUUACCUAAGAAUACUGAUAUACGGAGUCCCUGGAUUUAUGACAUUCGAGGUGCUGAAGCAGUUUUUGCAGGCUCAGGGAGCAUUUCAAGCGUCCACAUUUGUCCUAGUGAUUUGUGCUCCCUUAAAUCUACUAUUGAACUUUGUAUUAGUUCAUGAUAGCCACAUUGGAUUAGGAUUCAUUGGAGCGCCUACUGCAGUGGUGAUCACGAACUGGCUGAUGGCGCUUAUGCUACUAUACUAUGCCUACUUUAUUCAAGGAAGACAAUGCUUCUGUCGUCUAUCGACUAAAGUGUUCACCAAUUGGAAGAGAGCAAUCACUUUGGCUGCACCGAGCGUCUUAAUGAUUGAAGCUGAGUGGCUUGCAUUUGAGAUACUUUCUGUUGCCUCGUCACGGUUUGGCACUGCGUCUUUGGCUGCCCAAUCUGUUGUUUCGACCACCUGCGUGACAAUUUACCAGAUUCCGUUUGCAAUAUCUGUGGCAGCAUCAACACGAGUUGCAUGGUUCAUUGGGUCUGCAUCGAAGGAUGCUGCCAAGAAGGUCACCAGGGCUGCGUUCUUGGUCGCUGCUAUUUUCGGGGUCUUCAAUGCCUCUAUAUUGGCUACCUUCAGAUACAGUAUUGCGUCACUAUUUUCUCAGGACCCAAAAGUGAUACAACUAGCAGGACGGGUGCUCAUAAUUGGUGCCAUAUAUCAGGUGAACGAUGUUAUUUCUUGCGUGACUGCUGGUAUACUCAGAGGUCAAGGGAGACAGUACAUUGGAGGCUGGCUCAAUUUAUUCAGCUACUACUGUGUUGCCCUUCCUGUGGCAUUUUUGUUGGCAUUCAAAUUCAGACUCGAGCUAUUUGGUCUCUGGAUCGGCAUGGUGAUCGCAUUAUUCUUCGUCUCCGUUUGUCAGAGCUACUUCGUGAUCACAAGUGACUGGGAAUCUAUAAUAAAACUGUCCAUUGAGGACGGAAUGGCCCACGAUUCUGGCAACUCAUUGAAGCCAGCAAAGAGCACAAGUAGCUUUGUGGAUUAUAACAUGUUGAGUCCUGCCAUCUCGGUGGCAAGUGGAUGA